CUUUUCUUCAGCGCGGAAGUAUUUGGCUUCUCGUCGUAGCACGAAAUGGACUGUCUUUCUACCACACUCUGCACCUGGAGAGGACGAACGAAGGGCUCUAUCUCCCGGCCUCCCUUCAACGGGGCAGGAAUUUGAAAGCUUGACGCUCAGUUUAGAUCGUUCGUGUCUGCAGCCGAUUCCUGCUUUGCGCGAUUACAUUAUCAUUGAAUAGUCACUGGAGCGUGGGAUUCCAAAUGGAGCUUGGGCCGUGAUGGUGAGCAGGAGAACCUUCCUUGCUGUAUCGGAUUCCACUGGCUUAUCCAAUACUCGAGCAGACAUGUCUGCUAAAAGAUGGUGGCUUGCCGCGCUGCUUUACCAUGCUUCUUCAGCGUUAUACCCGUCAGCUACAUGCGCUGUGUGGAGCGAAUGGCGAGACAGUGCGAAUUUCUCUUUACGCCGGCUCGGUGGGAUUGAGGACCGUCUGCUCCAGUGGCCGCUGCAUCGGCUCAUACGGUUUUCGUUCUUUGAUGCGAGGAGAGAUGUCCGCUAAUGGGCAACGUGCAAAUACGUUAGGUGGUAGUCGGGCAGAUCACGGUACAACCGUUGUUAGGACCCUGCGAGGCUCUAGGCUGUGGAACAGAUCCCGUGGGUGCAAAUGCCGGACCGCACUGAAGAUUGUGGGCAGGCACGAUAGGGCACCCCUAGUCUUUUUCCGCUUCUUAUUUCAGCUCCUUGUCCACGCUUUUAUUGCUUUCAUCCCAGGGGUCCCAUCCAAGUGUCUCCUUUCGCGCCAGAACCCCUUUCUUCCGUACUCCUCGUUAUUCUCGCUCAUGGUGCCCUGACACGCG
Messenger RNA from Mycena citricolor, 827 nucleotides. The record is from the annotation of a GenBank genome assembly. Lineage: Eukaryota; Fungi; Basidiomycota; Agaricomycetes; Agaricales; Mycenaceae.